Messenger RNA from Dendrobium catenatum, 423 nucleotides. Its product is annotated as histidine--tRNA ligase, cytoplasmic-like. The annotation marks the transcript as partial. Gene Ontology annotation, biological process: mitochondrial translation. Gene Ontology annotation, cellular component: mitochondrion. Lineage: Eukaryota; Viridiplantae; Streptophyta; Magnoliopsida; Asparagales; Orchidaceae. The transcript is spliced from 2 exons. The record is from RefSeq and is a predicted model, not a curated record.
GUGGAAGAGAAAGGGCUGGCUGUUGCGACGGCUGAGAAAGUUGGCACAUUUGUGAAGAAACGAGGGCCACCGCUUGAAAUACUUUCCGAACUGAAGGGCAAUGGUAGCUCAUUUUUGGGUAACAGGGGUUCUGUCCUUGCAUUAAAUGAGCUUGAAAUUCUCUUUAAUGCUCUUGAAAAAUCAAAAUGUUUAGAAAAAAUAGUUUUUGAUCUGAGCCUUGCAAGAGGGCUUGAUUAUUACACUGGGGCAAUAUUUGAAGCGGUUUUUAAAGGUUCUACACAGGUUGGCUCCAUAGCUGCUGGGGGGCGAUAUGAUAAUCUUGUGGGAAUGUUCAGUGGAAAACAGGUCCCUGCAGUGGGCGUUAGCCUUGGAAUUGAAAGAGUCUUCACAAUAAUGGAGCAACUUGAAAAGGAGAAGAACUAG